Gavialis gangeticus (Gharial) is the source of this 951-nucleotide messenger RNA. It is a transcript of the gene APOA1, whose product is annotated as apolipoprotein A1. NCBI's taxonomy places the organism in Eukaryota, Metazoa, Chordata, Crocodylia, Gavialidae. The coding region runs from base 75 to 869 and encodes 264 amino acids. Gene Ontology annotation, cellular component: extracellular region. Gene Ontology annotation, biological process: lipoprotein metabolic process; lipid transport. Gene Ontology annotation, molecular function: high-density lipoprotein particle receptor binding; lipid binding. The transcript is spliced from 4 exons. The record is from RefSeq and is a predicted model, not a curated record.
GGGGAAGCAGGAGCCUCACAGAGCCGUGGGAGCAGCACCAGCAGCAGGGACAACUGCCCAAGACGCAGCCGAGGAUGAGAGCGAUUGUGGUGACCCUCGCCCUGGUGUUCCUCACAGGGACCCAGGCUCGGUACUUCUGGCAGCACGAUGACCCUCAGACACGCCUGGACCGCUUCAAGGACAUGCUGAAUAGCUACAUGGAGACCAUCAAAUCCAGUGGCGAGGAACUCGUGGCCCAGUUGGAUGCCUCGGCGAUGGCCAAGCAAAUGGACCUGAAGGUGGGCGACACCCUGGGCUCUCUGAACUCAAAGGUAGUGCAGCUGAAGGAGGACCUGACCCCUUACUACGACGAGGUGCGGAAGACGUGGGACAAGGAGAUGGAGAGUCUGCGGCACGAGAUGACGCAGGACCUGGACAAGGUGCGGCAGAAGUUGCAGCCCGCCCUGGAGCAGUUUGCACAGCAAUGGGGGGCCGAGCUGGAGCUGUACUGGAAGAAGCUGGAGCCCGUGGCGUCCGAGCUGAAGGAGCUGUCGAGGGACAGGGUGGAGCAGCUGCAGCAGCAGCUGUCCCCGCUGGCGGAGGAGGCACGGGACCGGCUGCGCGGGCACAUGGACGAGCUGCGCAAGAACUUGGCGCCCUACAGCGAGGAGCUGCACCAGAAGCUGACCCAGAAGCUGCAGGAGCUGCACGAGAAGGGCGUCCCCCACGCUGCCGACUUACAGGCCCAGGCCAUCCAGCACCUCAGCAGCCUGCGCGAGAAGGUCACGCCCCUGGUGCAGGACUUCAGGGAGCGCGUCACGCCCUACACCGACAGCCUCAAGACCCGCAUCAUCAGCCUCCUCCAGGAGGCCCGCAAGAACCUGUCCUGAGCCCCGGGCCCGCACCCUGCCUCGGGGGCCGUUUGCUCCCGCCCUGGGCAGUGGCUUUGUCCAAUAAACCUGCUUUAAGUUA